AUGUCGGUCACCACCACAACCACAAUUACUACCACCGACACCACUUUCUCCCACAUCUCCGUCAGACCUCUUCACCCAACUUUCGCUGCUGAGGUUAGCGGCGUGGAUUUCACGUCGACUUUGAGUGAAGAAGUGUUUAAGGAGAUCCAUCGGGCUGUGACUAAAUAUGGUGUCGUGGUCUUCCGCAGCACAGGCCUCACCGAUGAAGGUCAUAUUGAUUUCUCUAGGAAAUUUGGAGAGCUAGAUGAUGUGACGCCCUAUGUCAGUAUGGGCCGCAAGCACCGUCUCAAAUAUGUAGAGCUUUUCGAUGUUAGCAACGUUGAGACCGAUGGUACCAUUCUUAAUCCUGACAGCUCCCGCGGACAAGCAAACAAGGGCAAUGAUCUUUUCCACGUUGACUCGAGCUUCAACCCUCGCCGCGCCGGAUACUCGUUGCUCUUAGCACACGAGCUUCCGCCCAGCGGUAUGGGCGGUCACACGGCAUUCGCGGAUACGAGGACAGCCUUCGACACCCUUUCUCCGGAUCUGAAAAAGCAUUUGUUGGCCAAGGACUAUGUGGCUUGCCAUUCCAUGUAUCACUCUCGCAAGCUGGCAGCCCCCGAGGCCUUCGCCGAUCUCAACCCGCUCGACUAUACUAUGGGACGGCACAAACUUGUACAGCGUCAUGAGGCCUCCGACCGUAUGAAUUUGUAUAUUGCAGCCCACGUUCACCAUAUCGAGGGUCUCUGCCCUGAAGAGUCGCAGGCGUUGUUUGACAAAUUGUACAAAUACUCCAUUCGCGAUGAGAACACUAUUGAGAUCGAGUGGCAGAACGUGGGUGACCUGGUCAUCUGGGAUAACACCUGCACGAUGCAUCGGGCUGUUGGAGGACCUUUCCUUCGAAAGUACAAGCGUGAUAUGAGACGUACUACAGUUCACGAUUCAAGUUCGAUGGCAUGGGGCUUGAAUGAGCAUACCAAUGUGCGACAAGGUCUUCCUUGA
This is a messenger RNA of Penicillium lagena, 981 nucleotides long. Its product is annotated as TauD/TfdA dioxygenase family protein. The transcript is spliced from 3 exons. The record is from RefSeq and is a predicted model, not a curated record. The coding region runs from base 1 to 981 and encodes 326 amino acids. Lineage: Eukaryota; Fungi; Ascomycota; Eurotiomycetes; Eurotiales; Aspergillaceae. Gene Ontology annotation, molecular function: oxidoreductase activity.